Molecule: messenger RNA, 411 nt
Organism: Phytophthora megakarya
Lineage: Eukaryota; Oomycota; Peronosporomycetes; Peronosporales; Peronosporaceae
Source: the annotation of a GenBank genome assembly
AUGCAUCUGACUGGCAUACAGCUGCUCUCUCGGAAUAUGAAUCGCUCAUGGAUAACCAAACAUAGCCAUUGGUACUGCGGCCACAUAACCGCAAAAGUACUUCAGUGUCAAUGGGUUUUCGUACGAAAGCGAGAUGCAACUGGUAUCAUUGUACGCUAUAAAGCUCGCCUGGUCAUCAAAGAUUUUCAACAGAAUCGUACGAAUAGAAGUCUGCGACUUCUGCUCACGCUUGCUGCGAUCCUUGACUAUGAAAUUGAACGGAUGGACAUUAAAACCGCUUUCCUCAACGGAUCACUAGAUGUGGAGAUCAUUAUGGAACAGCCUGAGGGUUUUGCCUCGGAAAACGCACCCGAACUCGUGUGCCACCUUGAUAAGAGCCUCUACGGCUUCAAGCAAGCGCCUCGAUUCUGA